Messenger RNA from Monodelphis domestica (gray short-tailed opossum), 2285 nucleotides. RefSeq names its product TATA box-binding protein-associated factor RNA polymerase I subunit A. Lineage: Eukaryota; Metazoa; Chordata; Mammalia; Didelphimorphia; Didelphidae. The record is from RefSeq and is a predicted model, not a curated record. Gene Ontology annotation, cellular component: RNA polymerase I transcription regulator complex. Gene Ontology annotation, biological process: transcription by RNA polymerase I.
AAGUGGUGCCCUUAGACUGACGUUAAUGACACAAGCUUUUCUGGCAUGAUUGCUAAAACAGUUGGUCCUCAUGCUUACUCAGGAUAACAACAGCUGUGCACAAAGCGGAUGCCAAGGGGUGAGUUCAUCAAGAGCCAUCGGUCGGGGGCUUUUCAGCUGCCAAAUACUCGUGUUUCACUCUACUCGUUUGCCCGGAAAAACCCUUCAUCUCCAAGAAUCCAUCCAAAGCAUGGUGAGGGAGAAAUCUGCUCUGGGAAUGCAGGAUCAAUGAAUAACCAGGACCGCAAAGAAAAAAAGGAACUGAAAAGCCGAGGGCCUUAGUGACCGGAAGUGGCGAAGCGAGAGGAGGUGAAAAGGCUGGAGCAAGGGAAGUGACGCAAGCGCCCGCUCUAAGGCGACACGAGGAUGGUGCGCACGCGCAGUGGAAUCGCUCUCCUCAAGAGUACCACUCUGGGCUACCCGGCAGGCUGAGCUUCCUCGAGGAUUCCGCUGGGUCCUAAGAGUAGGUGGUGAGGGGAGAGAGCAGAGCUCCAGAUAUGGAUUCUUUCAGUGAGGAAUUAAUGAGGCCUGUGGAAGAGGAUGAUCAAGUAGAAGCAUCAGUAGGCUCUGGACCAGAAAUAUAUUUACCUUGGCUUUCUCAGCAUGUUCAGAGUACAGUGAGUCGUGGCUGUAAGGGGACAAAUUUUGCUCAGACAACAAGCAUUUGUUUAAACUUCAUACGGGAAGCCCUGUUGAAACAUCAAUGGCAACGAGCCUCUGAGUUCCUGCAGUGUUAUCUCCAGACCUUGGAGGACUUUAACAGCCAGAAACGGCAGGUGGCCCCAGAGAACAUUUGGAAAUUGGGAAGUGAAAUUUUAUAUCACCAUCCCAAGAGUAAUAUUGAGACCUUCAGUGCCUUUGCUGACCGGAUGAAAAAUAUUGGUGUCCAGAAUUAUUUAAAGAUCUCUUUACAACAUGCGUUAUACCUUCUGCAUAAGGGAAUGGUUGAGGAUGCUUACAGAAAUCUAAACCAAGCAGAAAGCUGGAGAUACGGUGAAAUGUCUGCAUCCCAAGAAAAAUUAAUUAAACUUAUUCAGGCAUAUAGAGGACUUUUGGACUAUUACACAUGGUCUAAAAAGAGGACUGAACUGUCCAGAUUUGAUACAGACGGUUUUGCCACCAAUGCAGCAACCCAGGACAUGCACAGCUACUUCCGACAGGCAUCAGUAAAUCUUCAUGAGAUCAUUAAAAUCCCUGGAAUAUGGGACCCUUUUGUAAAGAGUUAUGUAGAGAUGCUCGAAUUCUAUGGAGAUCAAGAUGGAGCCAGACAGGUGCUCAAUGAUUACGCAUAUGAUAACAACUUCCCAUCUAAUCCAAAUGCUCACAUCUACUUAUACAAAUUUUUGAAGAAAGAAAAGACACCAGAAGAUAAAUUGAUUAAUGUACUUAAGAUUUUGCAUCAGAUUGUGCCUUCUCAUAAGAUUAUGCUAGAAUUUCACACAUUACUUAGAAAGUCUGAGAAAAAAGAACAUCAGAAAUUGGGGCUAGAAGUUAUAUUUGCAGUCUUGGAUUUUUCUGGUUGCACAGAGAACAUAACUGCUUGGAGCUACCUGGCAAAGUACCUGAAACAGAUAGUGAAGGAAAAACAUAUAGACUGGGUUCAAGAGGCAUGGAGUUCUAGAAAGGACUGGUGGCCCACAUUUCACUUCAGUUACUAUCUGGCAAAAAAGAAUUGGAAAGAAAAUAAGAUCCUGGCAGUGAAAAAAGCUUUCACAUCUGGAAUACUGCUGGGAAAAGGUUGCAAAUAUUUUAUGUAUGUUUGUAAACAAGGUCGUAAAGUCCAAGAGAAAAGUAUUAAAACAAUGAAGAGAUUUGUGAUGAAACACAAUACCUUAAAUUCAGAAGAACUCUAGUGUUCCAAAAUUAUGGUAUAAUGAAGAGAUCACUGGAAUUAGUCAAAGGACCUCAAUUUGAGUUCCAGUUUUGACAUCUGCAUAAUCUUGUGAAAGACACCAACGCAGUUCCUUAUCUAUAAAUUGGGGGAAAUACCUACCUGCUUUGCCCACAAGAUGGUUGUGAGGAAGACAUUUAAUGAAUGAAAAGCAUUAUUAAAAUGUGUACACAAAAGUACUCCUGUUAAAAGAAGACAGUUUUCAGGAAAAACAUUGUUUUUGUAUUUUAAAAUUCUUAUAAUUAGUUUUGCAUAGAAAACUUGUUUCAGCAUAACUGUAGCUUCACUGCAACUAUGUUUAUUCUUUGUUUCUAACUUUUUUAAGGAAUAAUAAAAUAGCUCAUUCAAGAAGAAA